Messenger RNA from Miscanthus lutarioriparius, 393 nucleotides. The record is from the annotation of a GenBank genome assembly. Lineage: Eukaryota; Viridiplantae; Streptophyta; Magnoliopsida; Poales; Poaceae.
AUGGCUUUCCGUGCCUCUGCUCUGAAGGGAGCCGUUGCUGCUGCCAUUUGUGUGGCUCUGGUUAUGUGCUGGGUGGGGAAACCAGCAGAAGGGGCGCCAUCCUGCGCCAUUCGUCGUUGCAUCUCCGAAUGUCCUUCCAAGUGCAACAAGAAAGCCGCGAGCUCUUGCGGGGCCCCUAUCGGUGGUAUAGAUGAAGCUAAGUGCAAGUUCAACUGCGGUAUGGGCUGCAAAGCCAACUGCCCUAAAGGGACUACGUGUGACUGCGACAGCGCAUGCGACAGUCACUGCAAGAGCACUCCAGGCCCUACAUACACUGUGUGCAUGUCUAUGGUCUUUCAUGGGUGCAAGGACUCCUGUGAAAAGGAAUGCAGGGGUGAAAAAGUGAAUAGCUAA